Lytechinus pictus (painted urchin) is the source of this 4225-nucleotide messenger RNA. RefSeq names its product bifunctional methylenetetrahydrofolate dehydrogenase/cyclohydrolase, mitochondrial-like. Gene Ontology annotation, molecular function: methylenetetrahydrofolate dehydrogenase (NADP+) activity; methenyltetrahydrofolate cyclohydrolase activity; methylenetetrahydrofolate dehydrogenase (NAD+) activity. Gene Ontology annotation, biological process: tetrahydrofolate interconversion. The record is from RefSeq and is a predicted model, not a curated record. Gene Ontology annotation, cellular component: mitochondrion. Bases 68 to 1078 code for a protein of 336 amino acids. Lineage: Eukaryota; Metazoa; Echinodermata; Echinoidea; Temnopleuroida; Toxopneustidae. The transcript has 6 exons.
GCAUGCGCAGAAAUUUCUGUUCAUAUAUCAUAUCACAGCUGUAGCUCAGAAUUGGAAGAAAGUCACCAUGUUUUCUCGUAUUUGCAGGCUUCGUGCCCCUACUUCUUCAUGUCUCAGACAAUUCUCAGCAUCAUCUGAGAGGUGUUUGCCAGCUCAGAUCAUCGAUGGGAAGAAGAUAGCCGACGAUGUCUUGAAGGAAAUCAAAGCUGAGACGGAUGAGUGGAUUGCACAAGGCAAUAGACCUCCACAGCUGAGUGUGGUUCUAGUUGGAGAGGAUCCUGCUAGUUCGGUCUAUGUCAAGAACAAAGCCAGAGCGGCUUCAAGAGCAGGUAUCACUUCAACAACGAUCAGAAAACCAGACACCAUCUCUCAGAAGGAGCUCCUGGCCAUCGUUGACGACCUCAACCAAGAUCCCAACGUCGAUGGCAUCCUGGUUCAGUUACCGGUCCCACCUCACAUGGAUGAGAGGACGAUCUGUGAUUCUGUGAUACCGGAGAAGGAUGUUGAUGGCUUCAACAUGGUCAACAUCGGCAGGCUGUGUUUAGACUUGCCUUCGGUCAUCCCGGCCACACCGUAUGGUAUAUGGGAACUCAUCAAACGAUCAGGCAUUGAUUUGUUUGGCAAGAAUGCUGUCGUCUGUGGGAGGUCAAAGAAUGUUGGAAUGCCGAUCGCCACAUUGAUGAAUGCCGAUGGAGCUCAUGCCUCUGGUAUGGGCCUGGAUGCUACCGUCACCCUGUGCCAUCGCUACACACCUCCAGAGCAAUUGAAUCGCUUUGUAAAGUCUGCCGAUAUCAUCGUCAUUGCUGUAGGUAUACCCAACCUGAUCACGGGGGACAUGGUCAAGGAUGGUGUGGCGGUCAUCGAUGUCGGUAUCAACAGGGUCAAGGAUGAGGAGACGGGGAAGUUCAAGCUGGUCGGCGAUGUCAAUUAUGAAGAGGUCUCGCAGAAGGCCAGUUACAUCACCCCAGUCCCUGGCGGUGUAGGACCAAUGACGGUAGCUAUGCUCAUGAAGAACACCAUGGAAGCAGCCAAGAGGAACAUCGAACGUCAAGCUCAGGCAGCGUCCGCAAGCAGUUGAUUACCGACCUAGCACCAGAGGCGCCGAAACAUUCUAUGCAGACAAAGGGUAUGGGGGUUGAACCGUUGUUAAUAUGUAAUAGUCUGCUCUCCAAAAGCUCUGUUUGGCCAGAGUGUUCCGGCACAACUGCCUAACACACACCCGACACACUUAGGACUCUGUAUGAACCCAGUAUUAACCCAUUAUGGACACGGUAAAGGCUAGAAACUAAGUACAACUAGAAGGUCUCAAGCAUCACAUAGUCUCCUCUUUUCAGGUAGGCGCCUUAAUCUUUUUUAGAUCAAAGCUUUCAUAUUAUUGUCUAUGAAUGUGGUCUGUGGUCAAUGUUUUUCAGGCUUUUGCAUCAAUUUACAAGUGCCAUCUCUGACAUCAGGGAAACAUUUCAUGAAACAAAGAAUGGGUGAUUCUCACUGACUAUUGUUAUAAGCUACUGUAAAUCCUUGCAUCUUAUUGGCUGAAAACAAAUUAAGUCAGUGAAAAUUACAGACUUAACUUUUAAUGAAAUGCUCCCCAGAAUAUUCAGAUCACCUUGUGAAAUGUGUUUGAUAUAUAAGUAUGUAAGCUUUAAAAAGCUGCAGGGUAAGCCUUACUUGUCACGAGCCUUGUCAUUGUCAUCAUGGAAUACCCAUGUACAUUUCAACAAAUUCUUUUGCUACUUAUUACACCUGCCCUCACUUCUUUGUAUAGUCUCCAAAUAAUAGUAGGUAUAUGUAACUUCUGAAGGUUUCCAUGGCGAAGAAGAAUAGUGUAGUAGCUUUCACGGUAUACCAUGUAUCUUUCUUGGGCAAGUGUUGGUCCUGAAAAGGACCACCCAAACUCGAUGUUUCGACAAGUGUGUUCUUGUCGAUUGAAUGGCCCUUUCCAGGACCAACACUUGCCCAAGAAAGAUACAUGGUAUACCGUGAAACCUACUACACUAGUAGGUAUAUAUUCUCAAAAUGUAUUAUUUGUGUUUAUUCUUUAUUUUCUUUUUGAAAUUCAAAAAAAAAAAAAAAAAAUGAAAUAGGGGACAAAAGUGACCAAGAUUCUGUUUAUUUCUCCUAACUUGGUUCAUCAGGUUAGUCUGCUGUAUACUAAAUGUGGGGAUGAACACUUAACAGGGUUUUUUUUUUUUUUUUGGGGGGGGUACUUCGCCAAAAAAGAAUAAUAGGUUGUCGAAUGAAACAGAGUUGCCAACCAUUGGAAAUAAAACCCUCAAACCCAGAUAUUUCAUCUUUUAUUUCCCUCUCUGAUUUCGUCAGCCAUUCGUUUGUCUGGGCUCUGUGGCAUAAAGAAGAUAAACUAUUGAUAUUCCCAAUCAAUUUUAUUUUUGUACAUGGUUUUCCAAAGACUUCAAUUGCAAUCAAUUAUAACUGAAUGUAUCUAUUAUGUCAUAGGGCCCAGGUUAAUGAGAACAUGGCAUGUAUUCUAGAGUCAUUCAUUAGUUUGUAUGGGUAUUGUACAAAUAUUUAUCAUACAUUAUAUAGUAACACACAUUAAUAGCAAUCAAUGUAUUUAUGGAAAAUUCAAAUUAGUGCAAGAAUUCUUUUCAGAAGACCUUGGGAGAACUCUCAUCAGAACAGAUAUUUAGAUUCUAUAUUGUAAUAGAUUACUCUGUCUAAGGGAGUCUGUAUAAAACACAUGUACAUGUAUUUAUCUAUACAGUAUUUAUAUAAUGUCAGAUAUUUUUUCAGGAUAUAUGUAGUCUGAUAUUGUACCAAUAUUUCCUUUAUUGUAAAAAGGCUUCAGUCGAUGUCAACUGGUUUGAAAUGUAAUUUGCUUCUUCCUGUUGUGGAAGAACACUAGAAUCAGAAUCAUUAUAGGGGCUUAACGGUAGACCAUGUAUUCUUUUGUGGGUCUGUGAUUGGUCCUGAAAAGGACCAUCCAAACUCACAUUUCGACAAGUAUGUUCUCAGCAUCUUCUGGGCCGCAUUUCAUAAAUAGUUGCUAUGAUAGCAACUCUUGCCAAUGUCAACUUUCAUUGGAAGAGCCAAUAAAAAAAAACAGAAUUUUCACUGUUGUCAUGGUAGCUGACAUUCCAGCAAGGGUUGCUACAUGUAUCAUAUCAACAUUUUAUGAAAUAGGGCCAGAAAAAUGAGCAAAUUUUGUAAAAGCAGAAUGUUUUUGGAGAAGAUGAAGGAGAACAUGUUUUGUUAAAAGGUGAACGUCUUUGAGAAAUUGAUAGCCCACUACACUCCUAAAGCCAACUCCCACUCUGCGAUUCACUUAAAAAUCCAUUUCAAUUAAUCUCCUUUUCUGCUUGUAUCAAAAUUGACUUGAGGUUGGGGAGAAUGUUCUCUUAUGAGUUAUUUAUACCAGAAGAUCAAUGUGCUUAAGCCUAUUUUUAUCGGAUGGAACUAGAAUUGUACUUUCUUAUAAAUAUCUCAAUAACUUAUCUAUUUUUCUAUUGCACAGAGCAAUACUUAGAUUUCAACAAAUACUUAAAACUUUGAGCUUCUCCUAUGUCAUUUGUCAAAGCAUGGAAGAUAUUAUAUAUGUUAAUCAUGAAUUCAAUUCUAUAUGAAUGUUGAUUGAUAUAAACAAGUGGCCUCUAUUUUUAUGAAUAUGGUUCUUGAUUUUAGCAGUGCAUAGAGAAAAUACUAUAGUCACAACAAUGAAACCAACCGAUAAAAGAUUAUAGAAUUAUUUUGAAUGGCUUAUCGUGAGCCGAUUUAUGGUUUGUCUUGUUGUCGGGACUGUAGCAUAAUACAUACAUGUAUGUGAGAAAUUGUGUGUUCAGGGAAAUAACAAUUAUCAUAUAUUGAGGGAACUCAUUCUUGAUCUGCAAAACCAAUUCUUCUCAGCCAAAGAUACUGUCACUGCAUGGAAGGUGAUGAUAAUCUAUUUUUUUUCAUUAUUAUGAAUAUAAUCCUGUUAAUUUAAUGCUUGAUAAUGCUUGAUACUUAAUUAAUCCUUUUGGUUUGUUAUAUACUUUAUUUCAUCCCACUUUUUUAACCUUUAAAAAGGAAAUGUUUAUUUUAAAACUGUUUAAACGCACCAUUCAUGUGAAUUAAUCAUUCUACAUGUUCAUCCAUCCUAGAUGUAUGUCAUAAAUUUUGCUAUUGAUCGUUAAACGACUUGUCAUCAUUUGAUCAUUUAUGAAACUCUACCAAAGUUUGAUAUCAAAGGUUUUUGUCAGAAAUUUAGUUGAAAGUGAUCUCAAAUAUA